UUGGGAGAAUACGUGUAUUAGUGUUUUUUUUUGCGUAUGACUCGUCCUAUGUGUAUGCUGCGUAUGACCCCACCCCCCACUCCGAGACGAGGGUCCCGCUGAACAGUUUGCAAGUGUUGGCAAGUGUAGUUAUUAUGAAAGAAAAAUACAUUUGCCACCAUGAUAAAUGAGUCAUUGUGGAAAAUACUAAACUGUUCUCAAGCCCUGUAUAAUAAGGAGUGUUUCUGUGGCGUUAUUUCUACAUCAUCUGUGAUUUUGGCUGUUUGUCACUCUGAACACUUCUUAGCACGUACCACGAAAUAACACCAAACCGGCUGGACUAAAAAAGUGAAGCUUUGGACUUGACGUGACAGAUUUGUACUACUUGAACCGCCUACUUUUUACCUCACAAAUAUUGACUCUCGUCUAGUUCCUAUAACUCGCAUAGUUAGUUUCCACUAAGCUUCAGUUGAACAUGGGGGUGUCUGGAGAAAAACUGCGUCUCGUGCUACUGCUGGAGCUUCUCUUUACAAGCUAUUUUGCUGCUUGUUUUGAUGUCACUCUUCUCCACACCAACGACGUCCAUGCCAGGGUAGAAGAAACUAGCGUGUACUCAGGAAAGUGUGAUCCAGGAGGAGAGUGCUACGCCGGAGUCGCUAGAAGAUUAACAAAAAUAAACAGUAUCCGAAAAACAGAAGAAAACGUUUUACUUCUGGAUGCUGGGGAUCAAUAUCAAGGAACGAUCUGGUUCAACUAUUACAAGGGAGACGAAGCGGCUCAUUUUAUGAAUCGGCUGAAGUAUGAUGCCAUGGCCUUAGGGAAUCAUGAAUUUGACAAUGGAAUGGAAGGAUUAAUCAGCCCUUUUCUUCAGAAAGUGAACUGCUCAGUACUGAGUGCUAAUAUGAAACCAGAUCAGGAACUGGCUGACAAAAUAAGUGGAUUAGUCCUGCCCUAUAAAAUCUUUACAUUGGGCUCUGAGAAAGUGGCUGUGGUCGGGUACACAACAAAGGAAACACCAACCCUAUCCACACCAGGACCGCAUGUAGUGUUUCAAGAUGAGGUCCAAGCCUUACAGGUUGAGGUAGACAAAUUAAAAACACUGGGAAUAAACAAAAUCAUUGCUUUGGGCCAUUCUGGAUUUGAAACGGAUAAACUAAUUGCAAAGAAAGUGAGUGGCGUUGAUGUUGUUAUUGGUGGACACUCAAACACAUUCCUUUACACAGGUACACCUCCCUCCAAUGACGUCCCUGCUGGUCAGUAUCCAUUCAUGGUAGACUCUGAUGACGGGCGUAAAGUGCCAGUUGUGCAGGCCUAUGCUUUUGGAAAGUACCUUGGCUAUCUUAAAGUCACCUUCAAUAAGGAAGGGAAUGUUGUGGCGGCUAAGGGGAACCCUAUACUUCUAGACAGAACUAUAACGGAAGAUAAGGAGUUGCGUGCAGAGGUUGAUUUGUGGAAACAGAAGCUCAGUAAUUAUUCGGCUCAAGUUAUUGGGAAGACCAUGGUGUACCUUAAUGGGACUACUCAAGAGUGCCGCUUCCGGGAAUGCAACAUGGGGAAUUUAAUCUGUGAUGCAGCGAUUAACCAUAAUAUCAAAUUCCCUGACGAGCUGCGCUGGAACCAUGUGUCGCUUUGCAUUAUUAAUGGAGGAAGUAUUCGAGCCCCAAUCAGUGAGCGCAGUGGAAAUGGAACCAUUACUUUGGAGACCCUAACUGCUGUAAUGCCCUUUGAUGGUACUUUUGAUUUAAUCGAGCUAAAGGGAUCAACACUGAGAGCUGCAUUUGAGCAUUCUGUAAGGAGACAUGGGCAGUCUACAGGGGAGUUUCUGCAAGUGUCUGGCAUACGAGUUGUCUUCGACCUUUCCAAAGCACCGGGACACCGCGUGAAGAAGCUUGACGUUUUGUGCACUAAAUGCCGUGUGCCAUAUUAUGAGCCACUGGACAUCAACAAAACUUACAAGGUUGUCAUUCCAUCCUAUGUAGCGGGCGGAGGAGAUGGCUUUGCCAUGAUAAAAGAAGAGAAACUCAAACAUGACACUGGUGAUCAAGACAUAUCUGUUGUCUCGGAAUACAUUUCUGCAAUGAAGAAGGUUUAUCCAGCAGUGGAAGGACGGAUUCUAUUUUCAGGUUCUGUCCCCACAGGGCUGCUCUCCAAAGCACACUUGAAGAUGGUGCUGCUAUCACUGGCCUUUUUCUUGGCUUCCAUAGUGUAGAACAGCAGCUCUCAUGCAUUAAUGUGUUUCAACUUUAAAACUAAAUAAACAAGCCUGCUGUGUAAUUUAAAGUUGUCUUACAUUUUAACAAAAUAGUACCAACAAUUUUUUUUUCUUUUUUUUUUCGUAACAGCUUUUUUAAACCAUUCACUGCUGCAAGUCGUUCUUUUGAAGUCCAUCAUAGUCUUUUGUUUCAGUGAGGCAAAAUAUGUUUGCUGGGCUCAGGAGAACUAAUUUUACAGAAUCCUUACCAAGACAUGAAUCCUUGCAUCUGUAGCGCCUCCAAAGGUUAGACUGAUGCAUGCGUCUUUAUGUGUGUGUGUGUGUGCACCAUGGGCAUUAAGUCUACACUCAAUAAUGUACUGUAUUUCAGAGAUAAAAUUCGUCAGGGAGCUGCGGAUAAAUGGGGUGCAGAUAAAUGAGGUUCUACUGUGUGUGUGUGUAUAAAUAUAAAUCAGGGCGGUAGCCAGCCAUGAAAAAUCAGAGACGCACAAUACAUAAUUAGUAUGAUUUUAACCGAGGCCCAUAUUGCAAAGGACCUGUAUACAGGCGUAUAUUUGACACAAUUAUAAAAUAGUAACUAUACCAUCUGAAAUAUUGGAUGAAUCUAAUUAUAUUAGUCGAGGAACACUUUUUCUGGCAUUGUGGUCAAAUGAUAAAUUGUAGAAUAAAAACAAUCUGAUCUUUGGUGUCUUUUUCCUGAAGACAUUUUAAAGAAAUUGUGCAGCUCUAUGCAGUGUGUUCAAUUAUUUACUGGAAGCAAACUAAACCAGCUGCCAGAUUCCUAAAUUCAGGUACAGCUUAUCUCAUUGCUACUCUAAACUAGUGCAAAAGUAUGUGUGAGGAUCCACAUCACAAGACAGCGUAAGAGAUACAGAGGCACGGACAUUCAUUUUGCUAAGCAUCACAAACGUACUGUAUAGAGGUAUAGACACUGCCACUAUUAUCCACGCUGGAGAAAAUAAAGGAACAAGGAAUGCAAAUUAAGUACUUGUGAUUGUAAUAUUUAAUAAGAUUAUGUGCCAUUUCUCCACACCUCUCUAUUGACCAGUAUCACAGAGACAGAAAAUACUUAUAACAAGCACAGGGACAACAAACCAACAAAUCAAUGUAAAUACCAGUGUGGGUGUGAGUGCCAAGAUAAUAAACCUGCGUCUUUGUGGGAUAUACUUUGAGGAAGUUCAAAAUGUGCCUUAUGCUAUGCUUACUGCACAUAGUGAACAUAUUUAUUGUGGCUAUUCACAGUUUAAAAAAAAAAAAGUAAUAUUUGUAUGAAAUCAUCUCCAUUUUGUUUAUUAUUAUAUAAAAUAAAAGAUUUGUUCUUUAAAUU
Molecule: messenger RNA, 3518 nt
Organism: Acipenser ruthenus (sterlet)
Lineage: Eukaryota; Metazoa; Chordata; Actinopteri; Acipenseriformes; Acipenseridae
Product: snake venom 5'-nucleotidase-like
Exons: 9
Coding region: 455-2188 (577 amino acids)
Biological process (GO): AMP catabolic process
Cellular component (GO): plasma membrane
Molecular function (GO): nucleotide binding; metal ion binding; 5'-nucleotidase activity
Source: RefSeq, a predicted model, not a curated record